AUGCUUUCAAGAAUCGGUCUUACAACCUCCAAUCGAGGAUUGCGUUUGUUUUCUUCACACUCAAAGACUUUGGCUUCUAUUCCAAAGACUUCAACCAAGAUACAAAAGAACCUCAACAGUAAUAGUGUCCAAGAAAGUGGCAUAAAUUGGGAUGAGUUCUUGACUUUGAGAAAACAACAAAGAGGUCUUAAUUUUACCUCUUCAAUUGCUACAGCCGUCUUAGGUUCUGCCUUAUCCUUUGCAUACAUUGCUCAAAUUGAAAUUGAUCCCACUCAAAUGAUCUUUGGUUUUGACCCUCUAGUUAUCUUUACAAUUGGUUUUUCAAGUUGCACAGGUUUAUGUUAUCUCCUCGGUCCAACUUUAGGCUCGAUUGUUUUUAAAAUGAAGAAUAAAAAAAUCUUGAAUGAGUUCAAUAAGAAAAAUAAAACUUUUUUAAAUCAUAUUAUUAAUAAUCGAGUCGAUGCUUCAAGACAAAGUUUUGCCAAUCCUGUUCCUGACUAUUAUGGAGAAAAGAUCUAUAGUUUAAAAGACUACCGUCAAUGGUUAAGAGAUUGCAAUACUUAUAAAAGAAAAGCUAAAGAGUUUGUUUAA
This is a messenger RNA of Ascoidea rubescens DSM 1968, 591 nucleotides long. RefSeq names its product Pam17p (gene PAM17). Bases 1 to 591 code for a protein of 196 amino acids. Gene Ontology annotation, cellular component: PAM complex, Tim23 associated import motor. Gene Ontology annotation, biological process: protein import into mitochondrial matrix. The transcript has a single exon. The record is from RefSeq and is a predicted model, not a curated record. Lineage: Eukaryota; Fungi; Ascomycota; Saccharomycetes; Ascoideales; Ascoideaceae.